UGCUCUAUCAACCAUAAAGAAACAUUAUUGCACUGUUUUAUGAAACCAAAUCCGUGUAUACUUCUAUAAUGAUUUGCAAGAGUUUUCUGUUAAUAUUAAUAUUUGAAUCUGCUUUAUGCCUUGAUACAAAUGAGAAAAAAAUUGAGAAACUGAAGGAAGAAUGGCACGUAUCAACUUUGAAGAGCACAGGUUUUAAUGAAGAUAUUUGUGAAGACAUUUCAAACACAAAACAAAAUGACGCGUCCCAAAUCGAGUUCGUAUCGAGUGAUCCUUUGCCAUUUAACGAAACCGAUAUCAUUCAGAAUAUGUGUAUACGCAACAAAAAUGUGAAAGAGAAAUUAUAUCAUGGUGGUAAAAUGAACAGCACAGGCGAAACAGAUUCCAUUGCUACUAAAAUUACAAUAAACAAAGAAACGACAAAUAAUAACGCUACAACAGACGCAAGACGUGCGCAUGAUUACCAGUUUAGUUCAAUAGAAUAUUAUGACGAGCAUCCUGACUUCGAUGAAUCUCAUUGCCCUGAUGAUGUCGAGAUUGUGGAACUGGAGCUGGAUGAAUUGAGGAGUUAUGAUCUCGAAUGUGAAUUGAUUAUUGAAUGGCGAAGUUUAGAUUAAUAAAGUUAUUAUUUUAGUUCA
Messenger RNA from Pieris brassicae (large cabbage white), 635 nucleotides. RefSeq lists its product as uncharacterized. Bases 69 to 614 code for a protein of 181 amino acids. The record is from RefSeq and is a predicted model, not a curated record. The transcript has a single exon. Lineage: Eukaryota; Metazoa; Arthropoda; Insecta; Lepidoptera; Pieridae.